CUAAAAUUAGCACUGCACAUUUGCCGUUCAGUUUGCAUUUGACCAGCAUACACAACGCACAACUACUGAAUCAUACAUUACUAGCUCACAUUCGCAAGUCCUCAGCUCAGUCUAGUUUGUAGCCUAGACAGGUACUGCAGCUAAAGGUGUGAUCAUGGCUGGACUUUGUAAGAACCUCUAGCGUCGGCUUUUCUGCUUGCUGAUACGGCACAGCAGAAACCAUACAGGAUCAUCCAACUAUUAUUAGGAGGUCCCCAGACUCCACACACUCCACACAAACGCGUACACCACCAAGCAUCCAUCAUGCCUGUCCAGACCCCGCAAUGGACGGAGGUCCUCUCUUGUCCCGUGUGCUGCAAGGACUUCAGCCCGAGCGGCCGUCAGCCAGUCAGUCUGUCGUGCGGUCACACAGCCUGCAGAAUGUGUCUCAGCAAGCUGCAUCGUCAACAGUGCCCGUUCGAUCAGACUCCCAUUUCCAAGGAUGUGGACAAGCUUCCUACAAACUUUGCCAUUCUUCAGCUCGUGGCUGGUCAGGAAGUGAUGAGAGAUCCGUCAAGGAAGCGGAUUCCAGAUGGCCUGAAGCCUGCUGAGUUUGAAAACUAUCAGACUACACAGGGCAUCAUUGAAGAAUUGGCUCUCUAUCUAAAGGCUCUUAACAAACCAUCUUCCGGUAGCCUGAAUGGAACCCUGAACGGUAACAGUGGCUCGCCCCUCCUCAGCCGUCCGAUCCAGCGUAAACUAGUCACCCUGGUCAAUUGUCAGCUGAUUGAGGGAGAAGGCAGGGCCAGGGUGGUUCGGGCAGCCCGAUCUCUGGGGGAGAGGAUCGUUACAGAACUGAUCAUUCAGCAUCAGAACCCGCAGCAGCUCUCUACCAACCUGUGGGCUGCAGUGCGAGCCAGAGGCUGCCAGUUUCUUGGACCUGCCAUGCAGGAGGAAACUCUGAAGCUUGUUCUGCUGGCGCUGGAGGACGGGACACCUCUCUCUCGCAAGGUCCUGGUCAUGUUCGUGGUCCAGAAGCUUGAGAUGCAGUUCCCUCAGGCCUCCAAGACGAGCGUAGGUCACGUGGUUCAGCUCCUCUACCGAGCGUCCUGUUUUAAGGUCACCAAGCGGGAAGAGGAGUCCUCUCUCAUGCAACUCAAAGAAGAGUUCCGCAACUACGAUUCCCUGAGACGCGAGCACGACACGCAGAUUGUUCAGAUAGCCAUCGAGGCCGGCUUGAGGAUAUCACCGGAACAGUGGUCGUCCCUGCUGUACGGUGAUCUCAAUCAUAAAUCUCACAUGCAGUCCAUCAUUGACAAGCUCCAGACUCCAGCCUCCUUCACCUCCAGUAUCCAGGAGUUGACCAUUUGUCUCCAGCGCUCCGGAGAUCCAGUCCGCUUGGCCCAGCUCCACGCUCAGCUGGAGAAACUGGCAGCCAUUGACCCAAGUCCAGGAGCAAUGAUCUCCUCCUGGGAAGGCAUCCUGUCUGCUUUAGACUCUGUCAGGAAGGUCCUCAAGGGGCUGAUGGAGUUCCUCCAGAACUACUCCCAGAACAAGAAAGCCCUGGAUCUCCAGACCCAGAACAUCAAGUACAAGACCAGUCUGUGUCGGGACGUCAUGCAGAAGGGAGGCUGCCCUCGGGGGCCAAGCUGCACGUUCGCGCACUCGGAGGAAGAGCUGGAAAAGUACCGUUCAAAAAGCCGUCAACUCCUGUCCUCGCUGAACAGUCAGAACAAGAAUUCAAACGUUUCACGCGGAGAUGGCUCCUUAUUAAGCGAGGGUAAUAAUGAGACAUCUACCCAGUCCAUGCCUGGCAGUUCAAACGGCAAGCCACCAAGGGACCAACCCAUAUACAGCCUGGAGGAAUGCUCCGCUGCCGCCAGGCUGGGGAGCGAGUCUCUCUACAGCAGCGUGUCGGGGCUGUUCUCUGAUCAGCAGGAACGCAGCACUGGCUCGGCUGCCAUGGGCUAUAAAUCUGAAUCGGGCCGGAUCCACAGGCCCCCUCUCAGUGCAUUCUCUCAGCUGGCUUCCUCAGAGAGAAAUGAGGAUGAGCUACGUUUGGAUGAAGAUAUUCAAGCUUCUCUCUAUGGACUCAGGGAUCGUAACGAGCAGUCAAUGACUACCAGGAAGGAGUUGAGUAGCCCCACUCCUGGGCUGCCACCCCACCUGGAGUACCCCAAUAUCUUACCGAGCAGUAACACCAAGAUGUACCUAGCCAGUCGUAGCCUGAGCAUGAAUGCUAGCGAACCAUCGGUGGGCAGAGAGGACUCGGAGAGGACGUCCAGUGUGGGCGGGGGCAGGGUGAUGCACCAUGAAGCCAAGGGGCGAAGGCCAGGGCCGGAUAUCGACAGAUACGCUCUACCGCCUGAAGAAGGGUACUUUUAUGAGAGGAGGAUGCCAUCCAAUGAAGCUCCUGCCGCCUAUGGUGGCCAGGGGCCUUCACCUCAUCCACCACCCCAACCCCACAUCCUGGUGCCCACCAUGCCGCCGCAACCCCAAGGCGACCCCUAUGACCGCAAGCCGGACAAGCACCCUUACCCCUACCACGCCCCCUCCGGUGGUGGUUACCUGUACCCUGAGUCCCAGGUGAUGCCCCAGACUCCACCGCCGGAGCCGCCGAGGCAGUACCGCAGACCGGUGGUGCAGCGCUACGUUGAUCCUCACACCAUGAAGGCGUAUGAUGUGGUGCCUGUGGAUGACUAUGUUGAGCCCUCAGCUCCGCCCCCAUCGUUGUUGCCGAGCCAGAGGUACAAGCCACAACCCAUGUAUCAUGGGGAGCCAGACUUCUACCCUCCGUACGACCAGCGAGGGCACAGGAUCACUGACAUGAGACAUUUACCACCGGUAGGCACACCACAGGGGAACCCCAGCCACCUCAUCCCGGAUGAUAGCUCCAAGCGACCGGAGAUGAAGGGGGGUAAAUUACCAAGCCACAAGGUUGCAGUCUCACCACCCAAACCAAAGCCUCCUCUUAGAUUGGAAAGAGGCCCGAGCCUGACAGAGUUGAAGGAACGUCAGACCUACCUGGUGACCAGGCUGGAUGAGAUCCAGGAUGAUACCGACACCAAGGAUGAUGAGCCUGUCACCUCCACCCCAUGGAGUAGGCCCGCCACCUCCAGCUCCACCAAUCCCCCCACCAGCCUGUGGGCUCAUAUGGCUGAUACCCAGCCAUCAUGGACAACGUCCAGCAGUAGAGCCCUGUCAGAUAGCCUCUGGGGAACGUCCACUGAAUCAAAGGAAGCCAUAUCAUCAACAGGCCUUAGCUUUAGUUUCACAGGCAUUGAAGACGAGGAGGAGGAGGAGGACAUCGACCACCGGAAGAAUGGUAUCGAUGUUGAUGCAGAGGAGGAGAUAGAGACUUCCAAGUUUACGGAUGACGAUGAGACUACUGAUCAGGCGGAUAGGUCGGACAGUGAAGUAGGAAGCUAUAAUCCUUGGACGAGCACGUCUCUGUUCAUGCCUAACACGGGGAAAGCGGUUAAAGAGACGGCGACCAACUACACGAUGACUUACAGCAAGGUGUUGGUCCGUCAUGUCUCGGCCAACGAGGACGACCCGUCGCAGAGGACACCUCAUGGCUCGCACCAGAUGGGAGACUAUGAGAAGAUGUCCAUGCAUGAGCUGGAGAGAACCUUGAAGGAGGUGGGGCAGCAGGACCAGAGGGCCGGCAGCAGUCACUUUGAGCGGGGACACAAGAUCCAGAUUGAGAUGGGGCGUCGAGAAGAGGACGGUCCCACCCCUUCGCCCCACUUCUCGAGCAACUCCGUUCCCCUGCCAGCCCAGCUUGUCAGCAAGGAACCCAUCCUGCAUAUGUACACCAAGUACCCCCAUGCAGGGGCUCUGGCGGCUUCGUAUGGACCGGUAUCUGGCUCAGCCAGAGCUCUGGGCAGCAACACAGGCCCUCUUAAGGUGAGCGCUGGCAUGGUUGAGAAUACGAUGCCAGUCAACAUGACACAACAGGAUUGUCAAGUGGCUCCAGGGUUCCAGACCCCCGAGGGUGAUGGCUACUACAUCAAGACACCCAAAGCACCUUCAGCUGAACUUGAAGCUACAAUUCUCAAAGAUGACUGGGAGACCACUGUAGAGAAGCUUGUUGAGUGUGAUCCACAAGCACAGGAGAAACUGAAACAAGCCCUGAGCCAGGUUAGGACCAGGAUCCAGGCCAAGGAGACUGCAAAGCAUGCCCACAACACGUUUAUAAUAGACUUUGAAGAGAAGAUACUGGAGAACAUGAACUGUGAGAAAGACCACCGGCCUGUCGUCGACUGUAGUCAUGGCGACUGUAGUCACGGCGGUAACCAUGUAACACACCAGGUCAAACCUCCUCAGCAGAAUGUUUCAGUCCAACAGCCUGAAAGCAGGGCUGUUCAGAUGCAGGAGUCUGGGCUCUCCCGCUACGCCCGCCAGCCCGAUCCUCACCACGUCCGCCAGCCUGACCCUCACCCCAGGGACCCCAGGGACCCCAGGGACUCUCAUUGGAUGCCGCAGCGCGGGGGCAGUCCAGGCCACGCCCCAGGUUACCAGUACGUUGAACCCCACCCCCAUAUGGAUGGGUACACCAGCCCCAAGACUCCUUACCCUCGCCUGGUCCCUGCAGGCAGCAGACAGACCAGGUAUGGCCCCCCUCCUCCUGGACCCGCUAGCCAUGUACAAGUAGAACGCCAAGGGAUACAUGCCUCCAAACGCCAGAUGGAGGCAGCAGACCUCCAGUAUGCCAAACAGGUGCAGGACAAGGAGCGUGAGGAGUACCUGAGGCACCUGGAGGAUGUCCAGAGGAGGCACGACCAGAUGGACCGUAUGGAGCAGCAGAAGCGGACCCAGGAGGAGCGGGACAGGAAGAUCGCCAGGGAGCUUGCCAUGAGGGAGGCCAUGUACAAUAAUUACCCCUAGUGGUGGAGCUUAGAUGCUGGAGGAGGGCAACGUUACCCCCCCCCCCCCCCCCACUACCUAAGAAAGUGCAGCAGAGAUGGAGGAAGUUGUAGCUGUUGCUGUAGUAGCGUUAUAAGACAGCUACUGUAAUGCUGUCAGUUUUGUCACUUUUAUUAUACAGCAUGAUGCAGAACUGAUAUAAUAUUAAGUGAUUCAAUAUGUUAAUUUGUGAUGUUCCUUAAUUAUGUACACAUAUGGUAUACAUGUAAUGUAAGGAAGAAGAUUUUGUAGUGCAUAAUCUUUCCUGGUUGCUUUUUAGAGUUAGAUAUUGCUAAGAUUAUUUACAUUUAUCUGAUAGUGUUAACAGUCUAUACCAGUGAACUUCAAAAUGAUAUUGUCAAAUAUAUCUUCUGUAUUUCACUGUUUGUAUGCUUUUUGACAAUCGUAUAUAUUUGGAGGAUUGUAUGGGAGGGAGAAAAGGAUAUGUGUGGAUAUGAAAAAUAUUGUUCACUCCAGGCUAAUGAGAUAUAGUUAUCUACAUGUACCAACCCAAAUGUUAGUUACAUAUAAUUAUACUGCAUAAGCAGCUAUUUUCGCAGGGGGUUUAUUUUCAUGAAUUUCACAAAUUGCUCAUUGAUGGCGAAUUUAACAACACGUGAAUAUUUCCAGCAAGUAUUAUGUUGCAUGUCGAAAUAGCUGAAGAAAGCCCCUUCACUUGUAGCGUACGGCAUCUAUAGACUAUGGACUAUACACUAUAGCCAUCACAGGGUCAUCCAGCGAAGUUUAAGACUACAAGGAUCAUAAGAGAUCACUUCAAUGGAUUAUUUUCAUUUAUUUCUCCCAAAAUAAUUCUUAUGUAAUGACGAUUUGUGACACGCAGUAAUGAGUUGAUGAUCCACGGAAAUAGAAUGAUCAUCAUUAAAAAGUAUAACAUUGGUUAUGGCUGCGGCUUUAUGUGAAAUAAUGAGACUCAAAUUUGUUCCUGAACAAUAGAUCAGCGAAAUUAUCGUUAGGCGAAAAUAUUUCCAUAUACAAUAAGCAAGGAGGCGAGGGAGAAGAGAGGGCAGUGCGUGAUGCCAAAAUUAUGUCAUUUUGUAAAUGGCUAAGGUCACUUCUGCAAUCAAAGACACCUCUUUGUUGCUUUUUUCCAUUAAUACGAUUUUAGACAUCUGAAAAUUAAGCAGUAUUAAUGUUUAAUACUAUCCUUAAUACCAUCUUUACUCAAAUCAUGUUCAAUUCCUUACUGGUACUUCAAAUCAUGUUUAGUUCCAUUGAAUUUAAUGUCGGGUGAGAGGUACAAAAAUAGGAAUGGAUCCUCUUAAAUUUUAGGGGGUCUUCAUUUUAGCAUAAUCUGACAUCUUGAAGUUCAAGAAAUCAUUUGCAUUUGUUUUAGAAUCCAAAUGACUCGCAUAGCUUCCCCACUCAAGGAAAACACAAGAUCAACACAACAUCAAGUCUUCACAUUGACACUAGUUUUGCUGAACAAUUCUCAACUCCUGGUGUUUUUAAUUUUAAUUUUAAUUUUUACCAAUACAGCUCCAUGAUAGCUUUAUCUCAAAAUCACAUUUGGGAGUGAGUGGAGGAACAAUAUUUCAUAGGUGCCAGGCAAAUUUACUGUGUAAGAAAGCUUCAACCUCCAUCGAUUCUUUUGUGGGUUAAGAUAUGUAAUUUGUGGAAAUUGGACAUGUCGUUGCACAUCCACUGACGUUUGGAUGGCUACAUGUACAUGUACCUUAAAACUUUCACAGACGUCAGAUAAUAAUAAUAAUAAUAGUUCAUUGUUUUAUAGUGCAUUUCAGGACCGCAGGCCCUCUCAAAGCACUUUACAAUGUACAAUGUUUACAUAAUUACUGGAAACAUUCAUA
Molecule: messenger RNA, 6713 nt
Organism: Strongylocentrotus purpuratus (purple sea urchin)
Lineage: Eukaryota; Metazoa; Echinodermata; Echinoidea; Camarodonta; Strongylocentrotidae
Product: roquin-1
Exons: 17
Coding region: 304-4869 (1521 amino acids)
Molecular function (GO): metal ion binding
Source: RefSeq, a predicted model, not a curated record